UCUGCCAGCGAUCCGAGGCCCUCGCCUCACCUCAUUCGUGCGCCGUUUGGGGCUUUCGCUUUCAGUUGCUGCUCGCCGCUGCGUCCGAUUGGACUUAACUUAUUGUCAAAGUGCAUAUUGGCCUUGCCUUGCCGUCGUGUGUCCGAACUGAACCGAAUCGUAUCGAACCGAAGCGAGCAGUUAGACUGCGAUCCGAAGCACGAGGAUAAUCGGGAUUAAGUGAGUGAUCGACAGGAUCUAGAAUGUGUUAAAGGUUGAACUGUGCCGUGUGCUUAGUGAGUGCUUAAUCUUUAGUAUGGAUAACGACAACAACGACGCAAAGAGUCAAGCGGAGAACCAUCGGGGUUCGGUGUCCUCGAGCAGAUCGCUGGAAAUACCCGUCACGCCGUCGCGUUCCCCCAAGAAGGUCUCCUUCUCGGACGAGCUGCCCACCACGACAGCAGCUGCGGAAGCGGAGCCACAGUUUGAGUCGCAGUCCCCGGCCCAUAAGCCCGUGCAGCUGCAGGCCAGCGGAGUCAGUCACGUGCUGCAUCAGGCGGCCCAGUACCUGGAGAGAUUACACGGCGGUUCUCGCGAUCAUCCUGUAGAGGAAGUCCACGCUAAUGCGGAUUCAGAUGGCGAUAGCACCACAAGCGCCGCCGUACUCGACCUGGAUGCAACGGAUGCGGCUGUGCCGACGGCCCCUGCUGGCUUAGUGCUGACCAGCACCACCUCGCCCAGCAUUCUGAUAGCCAGCGAUGGCAGCAAACAGGAAGUGCAGCGUCAGCAUCAGAGUUGGAGUCAGAGUCAGCCACAGCAGACAUCUCAGUUGCAAUCAAAUUUGUACAUGGAACGAUACAACCUCAAUUUAGAUAAAAACUGCAGCUCCAUGGAGUUGGAGGCGCGUCGGGAGAAGCAGCGCUGGCUCUUGAUAUCGGAGUGCAGUGCGCUCUUUGACGAGGGCGAGGGAAGGCAUACACGUGAGGCGUUCCGCAAGCUCUUUCUGGACGAGGAAUUCCAGCAAAAGCUCUUCCAACUCUUCGAUCUCGAACGGAAUGGCCAUCUACUACAGGAUCGCUGGAUCGAGCAUAUCAAGGGGCGUUUAACCGAUGAUCGCCAGAUGGACUUUGCCGAACAGAUCGAAUCGGUGGCGUAUGUGAUCUGCGGUGAGAACAGCCGCGUGAGCUUCAAGAACUUUCGCGACAUCUGGCAUACGCGCGGAAUACUGGACAAGCUGUACCGCCUGAUAGACAUGGAUGGGACCAAUCUCAUAUCCACCAAUCAGGUAAUGGAGUUUAUAUCGCAUCUGACCAACUCCCGGCCACGCACCGGCUUCGACAAGAGCUCGCUGGCCCGCCUGGAGCAGCUGUUCCGCAACACCGUCGGCAACGAGCAGGAGAUUCGUCGCGAGGAGUUCCAGAAGAUUGUCACCUCCAAGAAUCCCUUCUUCACGGAGCGUGUCUUUCAAAUCUUUGACAAGGACAACUCGGGUUCCAUUUCGCUGCAGGAGUUCAUCGAUGCCAUACAUCAGUUCUCGGGCCAGUCGGCCGAUGACAAGAUACGCUUUCUGUUCAAAGUCUACGACAUAGAUGGCGAUGGCCUGAUACAGCACAAGGAGCUGCACGAUGUGAUACGUCACUGCAUCAAGGAGAAUGGCAUGGAGUUCUCCGAGGAUCAGAUCGAGGACCUCACCAGCGCCAUGUUCGAGGAUGCGGAUCCACACAACAGCGGCGAGAUCACCUACGAGGCGCUCAAGAAUCAGCUGCACAAACACGGAGGCCUGCUGGAGAAUCUCAGCAUAACCAUCGAUCGCUGGCUGGUGCCCGUUACCGAGGAUCGUCCGGCGGUCACUGGCAGGCUGUGGAACACGAUACCUCACCAGCUGACGCUGGCUUACAUGAAGAACAAUCAGGUCUUUGUCACGUACCUCUUCUUCUACAUAGCCGUCAAUCUCUGCCUGUUCAUCUCACGUGCCAUCCAGUAUCGGGCCAGCAAUGGCUUUGUCAUCAUAGCCAGAGCCUGCGGACAAUGCCUGAACUUCAACUGCGCCUGGGUGCUGGUGCUGAUGCUGCGGCACUCCCUCACGUAUCUCAGGGGACGGGGGCUGUCGUCGUAUCUGCCGCUGGACCAUCAUGUCUACCUGCACAAGCUGACGGGCAUCACCAUAUCGGUGCUCAGCCUCAUCCACACGAUCAUGCAUCUGUUCAACUUCUCGAUUAUCGUGAUCAAUGAUCCGAACAUCAAUGCUGGACACUACACAAUCGGCGAGUGGCUGCUGACGGAUCGUCCGGGUCUGUUUGGAUUGAUCCCUGGCUGUGCCAAUCCCACGGGCGUCGCCCUGCUGUCGAUCCUUGUGGUGAUGUUUGUCUGCUCGCAGCCGUUUGUGCGGCGCAAGGGCAGCUUUGAGGUGUUCUACUGGACGCAUCUGCUGUACGUGCCCUUCUGGAUACUCACCCUCUUCCAUGGGCCCAACUUCUGGAAGUGGUUCCUGCUGCCGGGCCUCGUAUACAUUGUGGAGCGAGUGCUGCGCUACGUGUGGAUGCGGGGAGAGCACGGCAAGACGUACAUUAGCUCCGGACUGCUGCUGCCUUCGAAGGUGAUCCAUUUGGUCAUCAAGCGGCCAUUCAACUUCAACUUCCGCCCCGGCGACUACGUCUUCGUCAACAUUCCCGCCAUCGCCAACUACGAGUGGCAUCCGUUCACCAUCAGCUCAGCGCCCGAGCAGGAGGACUACAUGUGGCUGCACAUCCGCACCGUGGGCGAGUGGACCAACCGCCUCUAUCGCUACUUUGAGCGCGAGCAGCAGAAGCUGCACAAGGGCGAGGUGGGCCAGCACAUGCACGCCAUUCCCACGCCCAGCUUCAUGCUCCUCAACGAGACACGCAAUCCUGCGCUGCCCGGCGGCAUGGCCACCACAGCUGCCACGUCCACACCACAAACGGAUUUCCUGGCACGCAACAUGGUCGGACAGGCGGGUGCGGGUCCACCGGUGCGACCGCCUCGUCAGCAUCGCAAGCUCGUGGCUCCCCAGGCGCCAGAAUCGGCUCCAACAACGGGCGUCAAUCGUAUUCGGAGCAUCAAGAAAACUCUGCAACGAACCUUCUCCCGCAAAGAGCCCGGCGAGCCGAAGAGCAAGCCCAGUCCGACGGGCAUGCUGAAUGGAGCUUUCAUUGGAGACGGAGAGCGCGAGGAUCCGGGUGGUUUCAAGCAGCGGCCCCUGGAAAAGAGCAUCUCGCUGCCCGACAUCAGCGUAAAGAUCAAGAAACGCAGCCGGCUCAAGGCUCUUCGUGCCUUGGGCCGUUCAGAGUCGGAGCGUACGUUCGACGACAAGCGGGUGCGACGUGCCCGGAACAACAGCGUGGGUCUGGCAUACCUCAGUCCGCAGAACAAGUCGCUGGCCCAGAGCUUCCGCUAUAUGCGUAACAAGCCCACGAUCAUUGCCUUUAAGACGCCCAGCAUGGAGGAGCACGAGGGGCCGUCCCAACUGGCUAUGGCGCCGGAGAACAGCGGCAGUCUGGCCAGCAGAGCGGAGCAGGGGCAGCUGUCCAAGGCGGAGUCCAGCGACAGGCUGCAGAUGACCAGGCUCAGCCUAACUCAGGCAGAGGCCGUGUCCAAGCCGCUCGAGGACAACACACAAGCGUGGACGAGCAGCAGAAAGUCGAUUCUGCGGCGUCCCACAUUCCUACGUAGCCUGUCCACAUCCCUAACGAAUCGCGGCGGCGGAAGUGGUGGCGGCAGCGGCGGUAGCUCCACAACUAACAGCGGUAGCAAGGUCACACUCGAUGCAGGCGUCAUGGAGAUCUUCAUCGAUGGCCCAUACGGAGCACCCUCCAGCCACAUCUUUGGGGCGCAGCAUGCGGUGCUCAUUGGUACUGGCAUCGGUGUCACGCCCUUCGCCUCCAUUCUGCAGUCCAUUAUGCACCGCUACUGGAAGGCGCGGCACAGCUGUCCGCGCUGCCAAUUCGAGUGGGCCAGUGAGAUUCCCAAGUCUGUGAUGAAUCUGCGCAAGGUGGACUUCUUCUGGAUCAAUCGAGAUCAGCGCUCCUUCGAGUGGUUCGUGAAUCUCCUCUCCCAGCUGGAGAUUGAGCAGGCGGAGCUGGGCGGGGCCAUGGAACGCUUCCUGGACAUGCACAUGUACAUCACGAGUGCCCUGCAGCGGACCGACAUGAAGGCGGUGGGUCUACAGCUGGCCCUGGAUUUGCUGCACGAGAAGGGCAAGCGGGAUCUAAUCACAGGCUUGAAGACACGCACCAAUGCAGGACGCCCCAACUGGGACAAGGUGUUCAAGCAGCUGCAGGCACAGCAGAAGGGCAAGGUGACUGUUUUCUAUUGCGGUCCGCCGCAGCUGGCCAAGACGCUGCGCUACAAGUGCGAUCAGUACGGGUUCUCUUUUCGUAAGGAGUGCUUCUGAACAAGCCAAGCCAAUCCAAUCAAACUCCAUCUCUGUUUCUUCGUCUUUGUGGUCCUCUCUUUCUAUCUGUGCUUGUGUCCGUCCAUUGAUGAU
Drosophila guanche is the source of this 4483-nucleotide messenger RNA. It is a transcript of the gene Nox, whose product is annotated as NADPH oxidase 5. The transcript is spliced from 13 exons. Gene Ontology annotation, molecular function: superoxide-generating NAD(P)H oxidase activity; calcium ion binding. The record is from RefSeq and is a predicted model, not a curated record. The coding region runs from base 296 to 4390 and encodes 1364 amino acids. Gene Ontology annotation, biological process: superoxide anion generation; defense response. NCBI's taxonomy places the organism in Eukaryota, Metazoa, Arthropoda, Insecta, Diptera, Drosophilidae. Gene Ontology annotation, cellular component: plasma membrane; NADPH oxidase complex.